Molecule: messenger RNA, 1328 nt
Organism: Rhododendron vialii
Lineage: Eukaryota; Viridiplantae; Streptophyta; Magnoliopsida; Ericales; Ericaceae
Product: inositol-pentakisphosphate 2-kinase-like
Exons: 4
Coding region: 847-1305 (152 amino acids)
Biological process (GO): inositol phosphate biosynthetic process
Cellular component (GO): nucleus
Molecular function (GO): ATP binding; inositol-1,3,4,5,6-pentakisphosphate 2-kinase activity
Source: RefSeq, a predicted model, not a curated record
UUCUUGCCUUUCUUGUAAAACUGGCAUAGUUAGGGUUCAGACUGUUCAAUUUGUUCGAAUCGUCUUCGUCAUUGUCUUAUUACUUUUGCAUUUGGGCUGGUUGGUAGACUUUGUUCCUUGUUCUCUUUCAUUUUAAUUUGAACACUUACUUUCCAGGUGAUUAUUGAUUUUCGUUCUUAGAAUUCUUUCCUUAUUAACAAAUGUAUCGCCACGGCAUGCUAAGACUAAAGUUCAAUAUCAAUGUUAUAGUAGCAAGCCUUUGGAUACCAUGACCUUGAAACCUUCUUCGUCUUUAAUCUGAAAAGAUAAUUUCUUCAAGGGAGAAAAAAGUUUGUAAUUGGCAAGAAUGUUAACAGAUAUUGACAAUUUGGAAACUUACAGCUCGUUUGGAUUGAGAGAUUUCGAGAGAAAAGAAAAGAAAUGGAGGGAGAAGUGUUUCUUUCGCAUGUUUGGAUGAUUAAAAUGGCAAGAGAGGGUGAGAAAUGGGGAGAAUGAGAAACCCCUUACUUGCCCAUUUCAUUUCUCACCAGUUGUGGCGAGAUUCCGUGAGAAAGGAACCGAGUUGCCAAUUUUGACCCCAAAGUCUUCUUCGUGCGUCCGUUGGGCCCACUGAGAGAAGUUCAACUGCAUAUAGGUCUCUCUUUUUUCUUGGUUCAUUGUGGUAACUGGUAAGAAAAGCUAGUGCUGAAAUUCUAUUUCUUUGAUUAGCUUUCGUCGAUUCUUGCAAAUUGCCGCCUCAAAAGAUUUGGGGGUAAAAAAUACCAAUUAACAAUAGGAAAUAAGAAGUCUUGAUGGAGGUAUAAUUAGAUGUGUUUGUAGUUUAUUGAUUCCAAAUCUUUGCAGUGGAUGGAGGUGGUGUUAGAGCUAAAAGAUGCGGAUGAUUGGAUUUAUAGAGGGGAAGGAGCUGCCAAUCUUGUUCUUGCCUACUCCGGAUCCUCUCCUACAUUUGUUGGAAAGGUACUGCUCAUACAAAAGGCUCCUAGGAUUGAAUCUCCCAGAAACGGAUAUGAUAGCGAGGAUGGUCAUUCAGCUCUGAUGAAUGAUGAGUGCCUUCUGUGGAGAGAAACUGAAGACCUUGUAUCAGCACCAACCAGGGAAAUAGGAAAGCAACUGUAUGUACAGCAUGUUAUCAGUCCACUGUUAGGUUAUGAACAUGUUGAUGCUGGGAUUCGUGUCUUUUUGUCCAAGGAAUUUCUGGAGGCGGUUGAAAAGAAUAUCCUUUCCCAGCGUCCUUCUCAGCGAGUUGAUGCAGCCAUGGUCAACGCUCAAUGUGAUAUUGCACUUCUUAUGUCCGAUUCCGUAUGAUAUCAGAAAGAAGCGAAUACAAU